AGACCUUUGAGCUACAUUUUGUCUUUACACAAAUGCGACAGAGCCAGAUCAAAUGAGAUAGAUGGCUACAGUGGAGCCUGCUGCGCGAGAAUUUUCCAUUGUCCGUCUUACCUUACUUUGCCGACCAACCGCCCUCACCCCUCUUCCUUUUCAAAGCCUAGCGGAGGCUUUCAUCCACUUAUUUAUUUAUACUGUAUAAUCUCUCUACGUAUGUCUUAAUGCGGACACACUGAAUAGUGUCUUCCUUUUGUUGUAUUAUGUCAAUAUGUCUGGAGGUGCUGUCUUAUUUCUAAAACUGAAACAAUGUGUGCCAUGUGCGCGUUCUGUUUAUUGUUUGCGGAAGUAAUGGCAGAUCUACACAUUUCUUAUUGCCAUGCUUACAAACCACAGGUGCUUAAAACAUUGGCGACCACACAGAACCGACAGAGAAGCGGCCGGCCAUCGGCGGUCAGAAGAUGGUGGUUCACAAGCCCCUCCGGUCGUAAGCGGUUGCAAGCCGAGCUAACCGGAAAUGCUCUUAAGGCGAAUGUGAUCGACCCUUCGCUGCCUAGGAAGGACGGCCAGCCGCCAGCCAGCUACACUUUGGCAGUGCCAGACCUGCGGGCUACAUUUUCCCCCAGAUGAAUGGAACCAACUAUAGUCAGUUACAGGUUAAGAAGGUAGCGGCAAAUGCCCCUCAAAGCAUUCGACUUCGAAUGGCAGAGAACGGACUGCGAGGACAAGGGGGCGGAGCUCUCCUUCCAAGGAGCCGAAUUGCAGAGGCAACCAUUGAAGAUGGACGAGGAGGGGAGGACGGACGGCGGUGCGACUUCUGCCGCCAAUCUUAUGGUGCCCUCAGAACUACCAACAGCAGACUUGAUCGAAGCAUACUCUGGCGACAAAGUGGAUACCAUCGACCGUGACAGCCGCAGGGGUGACACCUCUCCCCCGACUAACUGGUCGCGCCCACACAAGCAGCAAACGCACCGACGACCGGACAAGCACCCGUGUUGCUUCUGUCCUUACUCAUGCUCUUCCGCAUCGGAUGUCGCCGUCCACGAGAGGACACACACUGGAGAGAGGCCCUUCAGUUGCGGUGCCUGCAAGAAAACGUUCGUGCGGAAGUCUCACUUGACAGCUCACGAUAGAAUUCACACCGGGGAGAAGCCGUUCAAGUGCAACACGUGCAGCAGAGCGUUUACUCAGAAAGGCAGUUUGGCGGUUCAUGAAAGGACUCACACAGGAGAGAGGCCCUUCAGUUGCGGUGCGUGCAAGAAAAUGUUUGUGCAGAAGGCUCACUUGAUAUCUCACGUUAAAAUUCACAAAGGAGAGAAGCCGUUCAAGUGCGAGACCUGCGGUAGAGCGUUUGCGACUUAUAGCAAUUUACACACUCAUCGGAAGUUACAUCGCAAGUGAUCGAAACAGCAACGUGCAUCAUAGUUGUGAAUGGGGUUUAAACAAAAUACGCGAGCACCGACGUGUGUUCAUUUCGUUCGGCAAUAGACCUACAGGAGCUCUACUUGCGAGCAGUGCAGGUUUCGAAUGGUUGGAAAAUAUUUCGGCCUAUUAUGUAUCGCGUAAACACAGAUUAAAUCGUGAAUUUACCUUAGA
Molecule: messenger RNA, 1590 nt
Organism: Ixodes scapularis (black-legged tick)
Lineage: Eukaryota; Metazoa; Arthropoda; Arachnida; Ixodida; Ixodidae
Product: gastrula zinc finger protein XlCGF49.1-like
Exons: 4
Coding region: 670-1395 (241 amino acids)
Biological process (GO): regulation of transcription by RNA polymerase II
Molecular function (GO): DNA-binding transcription factor activity; RNA polymerase II cis-regulatory region sequence-specific DNA binding
Source: RefSeq, a predicted model, not a curated record